UGCAUGCGAAUAUAAAAUUCAUCUUCGGAGCACUAUUUUUUUAGUGCUAUGGUUCAUAUGAUAAUUCGACGAGAGACGCCAACCAAAAGACCUCGAGAUUCCUCUUGCCACGCGAUUCUAGCCUCCAGCACCUUUUUUCUGCCAAACACGUACCUAUGCAUGUAAGAGGGAGUGAGACUGUGACUAAGAGUAUCUGCACGUCUUUCUGACACAGAUAGAGAGCGCUAUGGCGACCCCUCAGAAGCCAUGGAAGGCGGAUUACGCGAAGUAGGGCGAUCAUUAUGCAAGACCUGCAAGAAACCCAUCGACAAAGUGAAUCUCAGCUCGGCAAAAUGGUCCAAGGAGAAUGAAAUUACAAUAGUCAGGAGGAUUACUUGGUUGAAUUUUUUUUUAGAAAAAAAAAACUUCCAUUUGAUUCGUACAAAGUUGAAGCUGUAGGUGGAGCCUCUAGCAUGGUCACUGUCAAAGUGAACGGGGAAGUGCUGUGCGUGAAGCUUCUGGUUUGCAAGAUACAGGUCACAUUCUUGAGGAUGGGAAGAACAUCUAUAAUACGACUUUGAACAUGUCGGACCUGUGAACUGGUGUUAACAGGUGGAUCUACAAAAUUCUGUCUGUUUAACUGUUUGCAUAACAGUCUUUUCAGAAGAUAGCUAUGGUUUUUCUUAGUUUGGGCCUUUUUACUCCAUUCAUUUGUUUAUAUGUCUAUCAAUGUGAAUUGCACAAAACCUGAAUUCGAUCUGGAAUUACUGGUUCAAUACUUCAACGUGUUUUCCGUUUUCUUUUUUCAAGGUGAGAUGAGAUGGUAAUCUAAAGCAAACAUUGUAGGUAAAUGUGAAGACGGCAUGGCAUACAUUAAGACACUUAUAGUGCUUUGCUUCUGGAGUUUAGUAUUAUUUUGAAUAUGUGUCAGCACAGCUUACAUUUCAAUUACGGUCGUUGGCAAAGGGUAGCCCACUAAUGACACAUCAAGAAGUGGCUGUUCCUUAAAUUGGUGCAAUUGCUAAGAGAUGCUUCCAUCUAUUGACAUGCAAAUGAUCUUAUAUGCUUGUUUAUGUGCAUUGAAAAACAGUAUUUUAGAAAAAUAGGGGCAAAUUGGAAAACGAAAACUUAUUAUUUUCUGGUAAGUAUUUUCUAUUGAAGCUGAUUGGUUUCUCUGUGAAAUGGUAGAGCUGUUCAACAACCAUUCUCAUACUCUCCUGUGUUUUGGAUAUGCCUAUUAACUGGAAUUUCCUUCGUCAAUGUAAAUGACAGUCUUCAACAAGACAUCUCAGUUCUCAAAGAUCCGUUUCCAACUUUUCAUCCAGUCUAUCUUUAGUGAUGAGUACUGAUGCGUCAGUUUGGCUGAUAUGGUAUUGGCUAUUGCGCUUUUUGAAUUGUUCUCUUUUCCUUUCUUGUUUUGACUGAUUUGGUGGUGGUCUUUUUAAUAAAUAAUUUUAACAGGCAGACAACUGUCAUAUCUUUGUUUAUUUGAAUUUCUUUUCAGAGUACUUCUGGAUAUUUUUAUCUGCCACUCACUUGGAGCACAUAGCAAGAACUUUUAGAUUUUAUUUACAUUUGAGUUUCUGGAGGGUGAUUUUUUUGUAAUAUAUGUCUACAUAUAGCUAACUUGGCCUGACUAGAGUUUGAAAUGCAUGCCAUGACCAUGAUAUUGGUGGUAGGAGGUUGCUUGCCUGAGUUUGAAUAUUGUAAGACUUGUUUGCUUUCAGAGAUCAUACGUAGAUGUCACAUAGUAAUCAUGAUGGGAAAUACUUUAGUAGGUGAAUGAAUCUACGAAAUCAAAAAAGGAAGACAGCAAGGAUAUGGUUUUAGAUGUUACUUUCUAUAGAAUAGAAUAAUGCAAAAGGGUUCAUACUCAUAGGGCUAAGUUAGGUUUGACUAUGAGUUGAGCAUUCAUUGUCACUGUGGACUUCAGAUUGCUGCUUUGUCUAUGAGAGUUUCUACCAUUAAAUAAUAAAUACUCUUUUUUCCUUCUCCUAACUUCUAUCUACCGGCUAUGUAAAGCUAUUGUAUCCUUUAGAUAAUCCAAGAUGACAAAGGGUCAGACUGUCACUUGUUCUGUAAAUCGGGUCGUGUAGGUUUAGGGAAUGGCAAAAUUGGAGGAACCAAAUUUCGAAAAGGGAUGUCAAAAUCAGAUGCAGUCAAUGAAUAUAAACGUUUAUUCCUUGAGAAAACUGGAAAUUCAUGGGAGGCAUGGGAACGAAAACAGAAUUUUCAGAAGAAACCUGGCAAAUUCUUCCCAUUAGAUAUUGUACGGCCUUUCUUUUACUUUUUAUUUUUCUCAUUCUUUGGAAUGCUCCUGCUUAGGUAGAAGGUAAUCAUUUCUUUUAGUUAUUCUAAACUGUUUGAAUUCUAGGACUGUGAAGUCAAUAAAAAGCAGAUAAACAAAAAGAGGAACGGUGCGGAUAGUCAACUUCCGUAUCUUCCACUGGUAGAAUUGAUGAAGUUGCUCUUUAAUGUGGAAGCAUAUAGGCAUGAGGAUUCUGGUUUACAAGAUACAGGUCAUAUUCUUGAGGAUGGGAAGAGCAUUUAUAAUACGACUUUGAACAUGUUUGACUUCUCAACUGGUGUUAAAGGGUGAGAUGAGAUGGUAAUUGAUAAGGUUGAGAAGGGCCCAAGGCCUUUUAUGGUAUAUUCUAGAAGAGCUAAAGGGCAGGGCAAAGGGAGAGGAAUCUUGCUGGAGGCUGCACAUUUGGAAUUAGCUUAGGGAAAGAAUAAAAGAGAGAAGGACACGUGGCCGGAGGAGGUUAUAACAGAAGAAUUAGUUCCAGAAUUUAAGGGGAGUAGCAGGGGAAAUGAGGCAUCUUUUGGCUACUGAGAAAAGGGAGGGCAGGAUUUGUUUUCUCUGCACGAGAUUCUUAUCCUGGGGACUGGAUGCCAGUCAUUUAUCAUUUCUUUAUUUUUUUCUCUUUGAUUGUAAUUGACUUUAAGAAAUUUCAUAAGAGCUGUUAUGUCAUAUUGAUUGUAUUCCUUGUUCUGUAAAAAGUUUGUGAAUCAAUACAAUCAAAUCCAUCUUCUUUCUUUCAUUUCCACUUCUAGCUUGUUUUCUUACUCUCUACUCUAUCAAUUUGGUCUGACCUGCCGGAUCCACAUGACCAAAACAAGGAUGGAGGGAAGAAUGGAUAAGGUAGAGGGGAGUAUUACUGAUUUGGAAGAAGCCAUCACAGCUAUUCGGUUGAACCAGGAUCAGAUACGACUGGACCAAGAACAACGGUUCAGUAGAUUGGAAAAUAUGAUUGCGGCACUAGCGAGGGGUAAAAGUAAUUCUGAAAUGAAUGGUACAUCUACUCCAUCUUCUCCACCGCAUCAUCAAGGAGAUACCCUAGCCACCAAGUCUAAUGCUAAAGCAUUGCUAUUGGAGGAUGUGUCUACUGUUACAAAGAAGGUCGAAAUGCCAAGCUUUGAUGGGGCUGACCCAGUAGGAUGGGUGGCAAGAACAGAGCAGUAUUUUGAAAUCCAUGGUAUUCAAAAUGAACUCAAAGUGUCACUCGCUCUCGUGAGUAUGGAAGGAGCACUUUUGCAGUGGCUUCAAUGGUUAAGGCAGCGUAAUCCACAGUUAACUUGGGAACAACUUUGGCAAGAGCUUAUGCAGCGGUAUAGUGACGAGAUGUCCGACAAUCCAUAUGAGCAUUUGGUCGCACUGCAACAUCUUGGUACCGUAGCUGAUUAUGUUGAUGAAUUUGUAGCAAGGGCCUCUCUGGUUCCAGACAUCUCAGAUAGACAAUGCUUGAGAUUCUUUUUGAAUGGCUUGAGAGAAGACAUACGCUUGCGUCUGCGUUCUCAUAAAACUACGGAUUUGUAUAAAAUAAUGAAACUGGCUUGUGAAAUUGAGAGACAGUGGUGGCAUUCUUCCAAAGAUAAGGCAGCACACAAUUUCUCCGAUGGGAUGGAGAUGAAGUAUCCCUUACAUGGGUUAGGACAAAAAGCCCGAUUUCUCAGGACCAACGUCCAUAUUUUGGCCCAAGUUCAGUUCAGAAGAGAGAUGGGCCCUUAACUAAACCACCUUAUAAAAAACCAAUAGCUCUUCCAGCUCCUCCAGCAAAAUCUUUGACAACUCAACUAAAACAAAGAGGUACCAGGCAGUAUUCACAUCAGGAGUAUCAAGAACUUAGGGCAAAAGGUUAUGUUUCAGAUGUAAACAACCCUAUUCUCCAUUGCAUGAGUGUCCUAACAAAUCAUUGAGGGCCUCAAUUGGAGGGGAAGAUGAAUAUUUGACUGAGGCAGGGGAACUAGCAGAGAUGGAAGAGUGGAGGUUUGGGAAUGGUACCGGAACUGGAUGAAACCCAUUUCUCUCGAUUGGAGUUGCCCUCAUUCUCAGUAGGAGGGAUUCAGUGACCAAGAACCAUGAAAUUUCAAGGGCGGAUUGUAAAUCAACCCAUGGUAGUGUUAGUGGACAGCGGUGCGAGCCAUAAUUUCAUUUCUAAUCAGUUAGUGCAGCGCCUACAAUUGCCCAUUUCUGCCACACCCUCUUUUAAUGUUAAGUUAGGUGAUGGGUGCAAGGUUUCCUCAACUAGAUCAUGUAAGCAAUUAGAGCUCCAAUUACUUGAUUAUAUAGUUAAUACUGACUGUUAUGUGUUUCCUUUAAGGGUUGUUGAUUUUAUUUUGGCAGUAGCGUGGUUAGAAACUCUGGGUGAGAUGCAUGCUAAUUGGCGAAAGAUGACCUUGAAAUUCCAAAUGGGCAAUCGUACUGUAUUUUUACAGGGAGAUCCAUCUUUGAGUCGUACUCUAGUUUCUUUAUGAGCACUAAGGAAAACUGUUGAUGUAGAAUUUUCUGCUAUUUUGUGGCCCAUGGAAUCUGAUGGGGGCAAUAAUGAAGCAAUAAAUAACUUGUACUCUGAUCAACAAGAGGCUAUGCAAACCAUGCUUCACCAAUUUGUUGAUGUCUUUGCUGAAAUCAAAUCCUUGCCACCUCAAAGGCAAGCUGACCACCAGAUUCCUCUUCUGCCCAAAACGGAACCAGUGUCCGUACGACCUUACAAGUAUGGGCAUGUUCAGAAAGAUGAAAUUGAGAAACUAGUAUCUGAAAUGCUUUCGGCUGGAAUUAUUCGUCCUAGUAGCAGUCCCUUCUCCAGCCCAAUAUUGUUGGUUAAGAAAAAAGAUGGGAGUUGGCGUUUUUGCAUUGACUAUCGCCAAUUGAACAAGGCUACAAUGCCAAACAAAUAUCAAAUUUCAGUGAUUCAAGAGCUGUAACGGUCAGGCUCCAACCACUAAAGAAAUUGUCCGCUUUGGCCAUAAGCCUCACGGUUUUGUCCCAUAGGUGAAAUGAAGAACUUCCCAGGAAGUCACCUAUCAUAGAAUUUCUCUCAAACGAGCACGCUUAACCCUGGAGUUCUUCCAACUCUCCAGGCCAUUCCACCAAAAGGUGCCUCUAGUGAUUAGUUCUCCCAUUUUAUAUAUCAUUACCUUCCACUACCAUUCCAAUGUGGGACGAGUUUCCCAUUUUCAGGGAGCUUUUCGCCUCAUCCAUCCUAAUCGAAGCAAUUAGUCGCUGGCUCACCCCCUUAAGACUCGAGUGUCCUCACUCAACGCACCGUGCUAAGGGAGCUUUUGGCUCUGGUACCAAUAAAGCAAACUCUAAACUAAAGCCUAAUUAGUAGAGAGCACUCAAGAAAACAAAAAAAAAAUUAAGAGUUUGGGGCAAGAGGAAUUUCAGCCAAGGUGGUUCCAUGAGGGGAGUGAAGAUUUGGUUGAAUUGAAGGUUGAUUUAGGCUAUGGAGAGCUUGAAGACAAGGUUAGUGCUAACAAUUCCUAUCAAUUUUGAAGUUUUAAGAAUUUUAGUUAGGGUUUGCUAUAAUUAGGGAUUUUCUUAUUUAUGCUCCAGUGACUGGUUGCUUUGCUUAGGAUGGGCGAGGCGAAAAGCUCCCUGAAAAAUGGAAAACUUGUCCCACAUCAGAAUGGGAGUGGAAGGUAAUGAUAUAUAAAAUGGGGUAACUAAUCACUAGAGGUGCCUUUUGGUGGAAUGGCCUGGAGAGUUGGAAGAACUCCAGGGUUAAGCGUGCUCGCUUGAGAGAAAUCCUAGGAUAGGUGACCUCCUGGGAAAUUCUCCAUUCCAAUUAUGGGACAAAAUUGUGAGGUUUAUAGCCAAAGCGGACAAUUCCUCUAGUGGUUGGAGCCUGACCGUUACAUUUAAUAGUAUCAGAGCAAAGGUUUAGGCGUUUCUAGGUUUAGAUAGAUAAAAAGAAAUAGUGUACAUAACAUGCAUGGGCCUUAAAUUAGGAGUCGAGGUGAUACUAAUGCAUAUUUGUUCUUCUAUCUGUUUUAUAGGUUAGAUGGCUUCUGAUACUUCGGAACACGAAUCCCCUAGACAUGUGGAAGAGGUAGUUGAGAGUCAUGUACCUGCUCGUAGUUAGAAGCAGGACAGGAGAGAGGAGUCAUCACAGGGUGCCGUUGGUAGGGCACAGCAGACAUUCUUAGAGCAGAUGACUCAGAUGCUUUGUCAGGUUGUCGGAGCUAUACCACAGCCACUGCCAUUGCCGCAGCCACAAGCAUAGCUAGUUCAGAGGUCCCCACUGGAGAAAUUGAGGAAGUAUGGGGCCGUUGAUUUUAAGGGUACGAAGGAGGACGAUCGAGCAGCUACAGAGCACUGGUUAGAGAGGACUGAGAGAGUACUACAGUAGUUGCACUGUAUACCUGAGUAGCAGUUGGAGUGUGCUCUUUCACUACUACAGGAGGACGCUUACCAUUGGUGGGUUACGGUGUCCCGGGUUGUGCAGCUGACAAUUUCUUCACUAAAAAUAAAUUGAAUAACAAAUUAAAAUGGCACUAAAAUUAAUAUGGGAUAAAAUAAGAUAUGAUAAGGUGUUUUGGCACAGAAUGUGGCAUUCCUUGCUCGGCUGCACUAUAGAUCGGAUAAGGGGGUGUUAAAAGAGCUCUUGGAUGAAUUACAUGGAGCUCAAUAUUUUUCAAAGCUUGAUUUAAAAUCCGGAUAUCAUCAGAUUCAGGUGGCAGCUCUUGAUAUUCACAAGACAGCGUUUCGGACGCAUUCGGUGCACUACGAGUUUCUUGUAAUGCCAUUUGGACUAAUGAAUGCUCCAGCGACUUUUCAAGCCUUGAUGAAUGAUAUCUUUCGUCCAUAUUUACGGAAAUUUAUACUUGUGUUUUUCGAUAAUAUUCUUAUUUCCAGUCGUGAUUGGGAAUCUCAUAUGCAACAUUUACAUAAGGUUCUUGAGCUUUUGCGGCAACAUCAUUUACAUGUGAAUCAAAAGAAAUGUUCUUUUGGAAAGACUUCAGUCGAAUAACUUGGUCAUAUAAUUUCUAUUAAGGGAGUGGAGAUGGAUCCUACCAAGGUUUCCAGUAUAAGUACAUGGCCUAUUCCGAAGCCAGUUAGGGCAGUACGUGGAUUUUUGGGGUUAACAGGCUAUUAUAGGAGGUUCAUCUUGAAUUAUGGAUAGCUUGCACUCCCUCUUACAGCCCUACUUAAAAAGGAGGCUCAAGUUUCGUUUCAAUGGAAUACUGAAGCACAACAAUCCUCGAUGCACUUAAAAAGGCAAUUGUAUCCUCACAUGUUCUAACCAUGCCUAAUUUUUCUUUGCCUUUUGUGGUAGAGUGUGAUGCCUCAGGAAGUGGUGUUGGAGCUGUUUUAAUGCAACAAAAUCGACCAAUUGCCUAUGUCAGCAAGGCCAUAUCGGAUAAAUCUACCGUUUGUCAGCUUAUGAGAGGGAGUUAAUGGCAUUGGUUUUAGCAAUACAACGCUAGCGACCUUAUCUCAUUGGUCGAAAAUUUACAGUGAGGACUGACCAACGGAGUCUGAAGCAUCUUUUAUUGCAGCAAGCUAGCACCCCAGCAUAGCAGUACUGGCUUUCGAAGUUGAUGGGAUAUAGUUUUAUGAUUGAAUAUAAAACUGGCCUCUCUAAUAAGGCAACCGAUGCCCUGUCUCGUAGGGAUGAAGAAGUAGAAUUACAGGCGAUCUUAGUGCCUCAAUGGGUUGAUUGGGAGGAGAUUGGGCACGAAGUGAUGUAAGAUGAACAAUUGGGCAAAAUUAU
Hevea brasiliensis (rubber tree) is the source of this 7979-nucleotide messenger RNA. Its product is annotated as LOB domain-containing protein 16. Bases 3089 to 3991 code for a protein of 300 amino acids. Gene Ontology annotation, cellular component: nucleus. The transcript is spliced from 3 exons. NCBI's taxonomy places the organism in Eukaryota, Viridiplantae, Streptophyta, Magnoliopsida, Malpighiales, Euphorbiaceae. The record is from RefSeq and is a predicted model, not a curated record. Gene Ontology annotation, biological process: hormone-mediated signaling pathway; positive regulation of DNA-templated transcription.